Hirsutella rhossiliensis is the source of this 846-nucleotide messenger RNA. Its product is annotated as SPFH domain/band 7 family protein. Gene Ontology annotation, biological process: mitochondrion organization. Bases 1 to 846 code for a protein of 281 amino acids. Gene Ontology annotation, cellular component: mitochondrion; membrane. The transcript has 2 exons. NCBI's taxonomy places the organism in Eukaryota, Fungi, Ascomycota, Sordariomycetes, Hypocreales, Ophiocordycipitaceae. The record is from RefSeq and is a predicted model, not a curated record.
AUGGCUUCCGCCGCGAGAGCGCUCAACCUGGUUUACCGCCUCGGCGUCCCGCUCUCGGCAGGCUACUUUCUGCUGAGCCAGUCCAUCUUCGACGUCAAAGGCGGCACCAGGGCCGUCAUCUUCGACCGCUUGUCCGGUGUCAAGGAGGAUGUCAUCAACGAGGGCACGCACUUCCUCAUUCCCUGGCUGCAGCGGAGCGUCAUCUUUGACGUGCGCACCAAGCCGAGGAACAUUGCCACGACGACGGGCAGCAAGGACUUGCAGAUGGUCAGCUUGACGCUGAGGGUGCUGCACCGGCCCAGCGUGAAGGCACUGCCCAAGAUUUACCAAAACCUCGGCGUCGACUACGAUGAGCGUGUCCUCCCCUCCAUCGGCAACGAAGUCCUCAAGGCCAUCGUCGCCCAGUUCGACGCCGCUGAGCUCAUCACCCAGCGAGAGGCCGUCUCCCAGCGCAUCCGCAACGACCUCACCCGCCGCGCCGCAGAGUUCAACAUUGCCCUCGAGGACGUGUCCAUUACCCACAUGACCUUUGGCCGCGAGUUCACAAAGGCCGUCGAGCAGAAGCAGAUUGCGCAGCAGGACGCCGAGCGGGCGCGCUUCAUCGUCGAGCGCGCCGAGCAGGAGCGCCAGGCCAACGUCAUCCGCGCAGAGGGCGAGGCCGAGAGCGCAGAGACCAUCAGCAAGGCCAUUUCCAAGGCCGGAGACGGCCUCAUUCUGAUUCGCAAGAUCGAGGCCGCGAGGGAGAUUGCGCAGGCCUUGUCGUCGAACCCCAACGUGGCCUACCUCCCCAGCGGCGGAAAGCAGGGCGGUGGCAGCCAGUUCCUGUUGUCUGUGGGCAGGGCUUGA